UUUGGUCACAACAACAACAAAAUAAACUUUUUUUUAGCAGAUUAUCCGUCCGUUUUAUAUCUCUAAACACACACGCAAUAGACUAUGACUUCGGGUCCGCCGCCGCCACGACAAUGGCCACCGCCGUCGUUGCUGUCAUCGCCGCCGAUCCCAUCGUCGUCGUCGUCGUCGGCGUCGGUCGCGCAGUCAAUGGCGGCCUCGUUAUCGUCGCACGUUUCGGCGCAGAAGCAGAAAGAAUACCAGCAGUUGGUCUGGCAGGUCACACAUUCGCCGCACUUUCCGCUUCACGCCCGACAAGUGGCCAACAACAACGGUAACUCUACUACUACUACUACUAGUGGGACAGCAGUGGCGGGUGUCCAACAACUAGUCCAACAACACCAACACCAACAUCAUCAGCAGCAACAGCAACAGCAGCAUAUUCAGCACCGACAUCAACAUCAUCAACAUGUUUGGCCACAACUAACGGGUUCACUAAACAACACAACAACUACAACAACAUCAGCAGCUGUUCCCGGUUUGACACCCAUAUGUCCGGACCGUUUGGCUCUGGCGACGGCCGUUGCUGUCCAACAACAACGCCAACAACAUGACCAGCGAGUUCUGGCGGCGCACGCGCUUCAACAGCAACAACAACUGGCUGUCAGUCAUCAUCAUCAGCAACAACAGCGCGCGUCCGCUGCCGCCGCCGCUAUUCAGGUCCGCAAUCAACUACAACUACAACAACAGCAGCACCGACACCAUCGCCACCACCACCACCACCAGCACAAACACGUGUCCAGACAUCCUCAUCAACAGCAUCUUCAGCCGCAAUCUUCACUUAUUUCUAACGCAAAGACAACGACAUCGACGACAACAACGCCGACAAACAAUCAACAAAUCAAAAGUCAAUCGCUGUUUAUGACGGGUUCUGGACAUCAUCUGACGGCCGGAAGUGUUGUCCAACAAUCGUCGCAUCGAAUCCUUCAACAACAACAUCAACAACAAUCAUCUCUACCGCCGCCGCCGCCGACCGCUCGACGCCAGAGUGUCGUCCGAAUGCAAACCCCGAACCCAACGGUUGUCAAUCAACCAAUCAAUAUGUCCUCUUCGGGCAAUCAAUCAAUUAUCAAUCAUCAAACACUGGACGCCUCUUAUUUGCGUCAAUCCGUCCUUCGAUCGCCCGAUAGUCGACCGAAAAGCCGUUCAAUUGUCGAACAACAGCCGAUUGUUGUCCACCGAAUGUACGCCUCGAAUGUCGAAACUCCGAUUCUGGCCCGUGCUUUGCGUCCAUCUUUGCAGCAAAUGAUUCCCGAAAUGCCAGAUCUCACCCGAACUCUGUCCGCUCGUCGACCCGUCGGUCGGCCGCCACUACUCCGCAAUACCACUCCUUCUUCUUCUCCAUCUCUAUCUUCUUCUUCGACAAUAACAACGACUUCCGUCCCGACAAUGACUUCUCAUCUAACGAUGCGAACGAAUCCUCCGAUACUUCACGAACACAUGUUUCGACCGAUUCUUCCGAUUCGUCCGAUUCCAACCAAUACACCCAAUCGGACCAGAAUUUCCCCGCAAUGGCCGCCGCCGCCGCUGCUGACGACGUCCUCUUCGUCGUCCUCUACUUUGUCCACCAAUUCGCCGACCAUUUCUUCGGAAUCCAAGCGAAGUAUAACCGGCUUUUGGUCACCAAACUCUGCUUUUUUCCGUCCAAAAGUCACAGAGACUACGCCUCCUCCCCCGCCGCCUCCUGCCGUCCAUUCAGUGCUUCAAUGGAGCGGAAACUCUAACCGACGGACUUCUUUGUCUGACGUCAGCAACAGUUUGGCCACUGAUUGGUCGCCGAAAAGUCGUAACGAAUGCGAAGUUAUUUUGAAUCUCAAAACACAAACCGAAAAGAAAGUCAUCGAAAAAGUAGAAGAAGUGGACGAAGAAGAGGAGGAAGAAGUGGUGGAGGAAUCCAAGGAACAGAUGAACAAACAAAAUAAGGAAACGACGAUUGAAUUGAUUGAAAAUCAGUCGACAGAAGAAGUAGAAGACGAAGAAGAAGAAGACGAAGAAGAAGUGUCAGAAAUUCCCGAAGAUUUCGUACAAUUUGUUCGCCAUUUCGUUGAUCUACUGCUCGAUCAACAGAAUCAUCACGAAUUGCGUCCCGAAGAACAAGAACAAGAAGAAGUCAUUGACUCAGACAUCGGAACAGCGGCGGCCACUCCUCGGACACCAUCACCACUACCACUAUCUUCGUCGUCGUCUUCAAUGGUCUCGGAGUCAGAGUUUGUUCGGGCAUUGAAUCUAAUAAAAUCGCGAGAUUUGCGCCGAAAACCGAUCGCAUAUUUGAACGCAAAAUAUCCGUUGAACGAGAUUUCGCGCGCCGUUUACGCCGGCGUUGAAACCAAACGAGCAUUGCUUGACAUUUCGUCGCAAACGGCGGUCACUAAUGAUGACUACGAAACGGAAGACAACGAAGACGACAACAAUCAACACAAAGAAGAAGAAGAAGAAGACAAAGACGAGUGCUGUCCGCCGGCCCGCAAACGCCGCCGCACUCGCCGUCGUCGUCGUCGUCCCCGACUGUGGCCAGAGUCUAGCGAUGCAAGAAAACUGGACAACGGGAAACCGACGGCCGACUGUUGGGAACUAGUAUUGACCGGUUUGGACGUCUCGUCGCCUUUAAGUCGAAGAAUUCUCGGAGUUUUACCACAAUUUCGAUUUUUUGAUAUAAAUGUCAGAAAUUUCGGCCAAAAGAGCAAUAAAAUCGACAAAACGAAAGAAUAUCCACAAAAAUAGUGACCAAAAAGCCGCGAGUCCACCGAUUCGGGUAAUCAGAUCCAAUGUUGUCACUCGUGGUUCUUCGCGGA
Molecule: messenger RNA, 2831 nt
Organism: Oppia nitens
Lineage: Eukaryota; Metazoa; Arthropoda; Arachnida; Sarcoptiformes; Oppiidae
Product: TPR-containing protein DDB_G0280363-like
Exons: 4
Coding region: 85-2760 (891 amino acids)
Source: RefSeq, a predicted model, not a curated record